This is a messenger RNA of Saprolegnia parasitica CBS 223.65, 948 nucleotides long. RefSeq lists its product as hypothetical. The record is from RefSeq and is a predicted model, not a curated record. Bases 1 to 948 code for a protein of 315 amino acids. Lineage: Eukaryota; Oomycota; Saprolegniomycetes; Saprolegniales; Saprolegniaceae. The transcript has 2 exons.
AUGGACGGCGUCAUCACGCUCCGUGGCCUCGAGGCAGCGGCCAGAAGCUACCUCGCGCAAGACGAGGACGCACCCGAGCUUCUCAUUGCGCGCAACGUUCCUCUUGUGCACUGGCUCGAGCACGGCUUGGACAACCGCCUCUUCAACGUGUAUUGGAGCUGCCGGUUUGAGGGCGACGCAGCAGACCCGACGACGCUGGCGUCCGUCUACAUUGUCCGUGCGAUUGGAGGUCCGCACCAGCGUGGCGUCGGCGCCAUCAGCUUCUUGCGCACGCCUCUGGAGAGAAACCAUUUGAUCUCCACGCUGGGCUUUGACCUUGUGCUGCCUGGACAGACGCGACGACCCGAUACGGUCUUCUUCCAGCAGUUUCGGGACAGCCGGAACUCCGAGCCGUGCGUGGUCGUGGAGCUCGAACACAGGAACCGCAGUUUUCGGCGCUUGCUCGAGUGGCUGCUCGGGUAUUUCGCGCUCAUUCCGUCUCUUCGCACGGCCGUUGGCAUCAAGAUGUUCAAAGGACCAGACGACAACCCUCGCCAAUUCGGCGCCGUCGCCGUCCAGCUCAACCGCGCGAAUGGACACGCGCCGCAUCUUGCAUACGUGGCCAGCAUUGGCACGGGUCCGUUGACGCCGCGCGCCAUGAGCGACAUCUACCAAGUGAUAAGGCAUGAAGAUGCGGAUGCUAUGCCGCACUUUGAAGAUGGCGUGGCCCACGAAGUUGCACUCGGACACAAAAGCUGGCAACUCGAUGCUAUGGACUGCCCGGUGCUGAAGAUCAAGGUCGCGGAUCUGCUCUUCUUGGACGAUAAUGACCUCCUUGCUGACGCGCCACCAACGACCGAGCGCCUGGAAAUGGACUUGUACAAGGUCAUCUACCAGCGUCGUGGCGCCUGGGACCUUGCCCGGGAGAUUGGCAGCGUAUUGGGCCAGGGCGCUGCGUGCAGCGAAUGA